Messenger RNA from Triticum aestivum (bread wheat), 1050 nucleotides. RefSeq lists its product as uncharacterized. Gene Ontology annotation, biological process: SNARE complex disassembly; intracellular protein transport. The coding region runs from base 1 to 960 and encodes 319 amino acids. The record is from RefSeq and is a predicted model, not a curated record. Gene Ontology annotation, cellular component: SNARE complex; vacuolar membrane. Lineage: Eukaryota; Viridiplantae; Streptophyta; Magnoliopsida; Poales; Poaceae. Gene Ontology annotation, molecular function: syntaxin binding; soluble NSF attachment protein activity. The transcript has 4 exons.
AUGGAGUUUGAUGGUUAUCAUGCUGUGGUCUCAUAUUUCCUGCAUUUCUCCGACCUGGUGGUCAUCAUGGUCAUGGUCUGCGACUUUGUUAUGUGGGCUGCUGCUGCCGUGUUGAUGUUGAGCAUCGGAUACAACUCCAAAACAUACAAGCGGAUCCCGCGGUGCGACGCGGGGGAGGAGGAGGAAGCCGAAAAGGUGCAGGACGGAUGCAAAAGCGUGCUGUGCGAGGGGUGCAAGAAGGUGCUGGUGGAGUGCGAGGAAGAGCGGGAUGGGGAGGGUCCGGAGGGGUGCGGCGACCGGCUCAUGGCCCGGUGCAGGUUGCGGAGCCGGAGCGAGACGAGCUUCGCCGGCUGGAAGGACUUGGCUGACGCGUCCUACAUGUACACCCGAGCCGGAAGCUGGAGAAAAGCGGUGCAGGCAUACGACGAGUUAGCCGCCUAUUCUCUCUGGAGAGGAAGCGAGCGCUGUGCAUUGCUGCAGAGACGAAGCGAGCUGAGCGCGGGGUCGGCGCUGCUCCGUUCGGCGAAAUGCUACGCCGAGAUCGAGGAGAAAAGCGAGGAGGACGUCGCCGCCAUGAAGCUCGCCCUGGAGGAGGCCCUCGCGCUGUUCGUCAGGCACGGCGACCAGCGGCUGGCCGCCACCGCCUCCUCCGACCUGGCCGAGUUUCACCUGGACCGUAACGACCUCCCGAACGCGCUCCUCUUCUACAAGCGAGCCACCGAGUACUACGGCACCGCCGCCAACCGGCGCUCCAACCGCUUCUGCAGGUUCAGAGCUCAGCUUGUCACCUAUCUGCUGGCCAACGAGGAGGCGCUUCGCGCCAAUGGAGCGCUGCCGAUUCGCGACUACAAACGGAAGUGCGUCAGGUACAUGAAGCCCAGCGAUCCUAAUUGGCUUCUUCUGCUGGGCCAGCUGCUCGGCACCAGCAGCGUAGCGCACGACUAUCAUCCUUCUUCUUGAUUUGGUAGCCAUCUACUUGUAUGUAUAAAGACUAGAAUUGUGUGUGUGUGUCAAAUACUAUGUGCGAAAAGGCGUGGUAGCAGCCGGAAA